Molecule: messenger RNA, 1077 nt
Organism: Exophiala dermatitidis NIH/UT8656
Lineage: Eukaryota; Fungi; Ascomycota; Eurotiomycetes; Chaetothyriales; Herpotrichiellaceae
Product: biotin synthesis protein BioC
Exons: 1
Coding region: 1-1077 (358 amino acids)
Biological process (GO): mitochondrial respiratory chain complex I assembly
Cellular component (GO): mitochondrion
Molecular function (GO): S-adenosylmethionine-dependent methyltransferase activity
Source: RefSeq, a predicted model, not a curated record
AUGAAGCCAGCAGCGCUGCGACCAUGGCUUGCAAUGCCAGCUCUACACCGGCCUCUCUCCAUUUCCAGAAAAUAUGCAGUGCAGGCUCCCGGUAGACCAACGCUUCAAGUAUUCAACGAGAACGUCAAAUACCUUCAGAAAGAGCGGGCGGCCGCGAACGCAGAAUACAGUCGACAUGUCGACUACCUCAAAGACGAAGUGGCGCAGCGGCUUGUGGACCGGCUCCUAGACAUUGACCGACAAUUCCCUAAAGUCCUAGAUCUAGGAGCCAACAGCUGCCAUAUUGCACGAGCGCUGUCCAGACCACCUCUGAUUGCACCAGAAGUACCCGAGGACCAGGCAAAGGCCAAAAUUCCCCUCUCUGAACGUGUCCAACACCUGGUGUGUGCAGAAACCUCGCCGACGACCCUUCAUCGGGACGACUCGCUGCCUGCGCCCAAAGUGCCCAUCACCCAGACGGUCCUGCCCUCGCUCGAAACACUUCCCUACGAUGCCAAUUCGUUCGACGCGGUCUUAUCCUCUCUAUCCCUACACUGGAUCAACGACCUCCCUUCAGUGCUCUCCAGCAUCAACAAUAUUCUGAAACCAGACGCCCCUUUCAUCGCCGCCAUGUUCGGCGGAGAUACACUAUUCGAACUGCGCUCAUCGUUACAGCUGGCUGAUCUAGAGCGCCGGGGCGGAGUGUCGCCGCACAUUUCGCCCUUAGCCGAUGUCCGUGACGUGGGGAACCUGCUGGGCCGGGCGGGAUUCAAACUCCUCACAGUGGACGUCGACGACAUCAUCGUAGAAUACCCUGACACAUUUGCCUUGAUGACAGACAUACAAGCCAUGGGAGAAGGGAACGCGAUUCUCAAAUCCGGCGGCGGCCCGAUCAGUCGAGAUGUCCUGCUUGCAAACGAGGCCAUAUAUCGCGAACUGCAUUGCAAUGAAGGGGAAAAGGAUAGAAUCCCCGCAACCUUUCGUGUCAUCUACAUGAUAGGAUGGAAAGCCGGCCCCAAUCAGCCAAUGCCUCUGGAGAGGGGCAGCGGCAAAGUCAACAUGAAAGAUAUACUUGGUGGAGGGGAUUUCGGCCUGUAA